Molecule: messenger RNA, 2458 nt
Organism: Glycine soja
Lineage: Eukaryota; Viridiplantae; Streptophyta; Magnoliopsida; Fabales; Fabaceae
Product: histone-lysine N-methyltransferase SUVR4-like
Exons: 7
Coding region: 139-1881 (580 amino acids)
Cellular component (GO): nucleus
Molecular function (GO): histone methyltransferase activity; protein binding; zinc ion binding
Source: RefSeq, a predicted model, not a curated record
UUAACAUUUAUUAAUACCUUCUUCAAAUAGGGAGUCGAAGGUGAGAGAAAAGCUAAUGACAGUUGUCAUGGUGGAGAAAAACCAAAACGGGGACCGCUUUUGGUAGAUGAUGAUGAUGACGACAAGGAUUUGCAAACAAUGGACAGUUCAAGUCAAAUGUUAAGUGCAGAAGACAAUAAAAUAUCACCAAAGACAUUUGAACAGAAAAUCAUUGAGCCAUCUCAAACAUUCAUGAAAGAUAUUAAGCCCAAAACCAGUUCACAAGCAUCACAUACAAUGUUGAGUGAGGUAGAAAAGAUCUCAAAUUUACCUCGUGUGGCAGCUAAAGAUAGAAAAUCAUACCCUGAGAAUGCAUCAUCUGCAGUUGAGAAAGUGCUAGUGAAGCCAAGAACUAAGAAACUCAAGAUGCAACUUGCUUCAACGAAUCAUAUUGGUUUACCUGAUGCGUCGGAUGAAAAACUGUGUCUCAAACCUCUGUCAACUCAGGAUCAGGAUAUGGAAAGUAAAGAUGAUGUUAUAUCCGCCUGCGACCGUAAUACCCCAGCUUAUAAUGGAAAUAUUACGAUUGCUAGUUCUUCACGUCUGGGAGAAGUAAAAAUAUCUUUGAAUUGUGACUCUGCGUUGGGACAACCAAACUUCAGUAUUCCUAAUUUGGAUAUUGUUAUGAAGUUCAUGGACAAGAAGUACAUUCGCUCUUGCAACACUGUUGAGCCUCAAUUUUCUAUGGCAAAGCUAUUGGAUGACCUUUGCAGGAUUUAUCUCAAGUUGGGAUAUCGAAAGGGAUCAAAUUCCAAGCGUGCCAAUUUACAGCAAUAUGUUAAUCAAGGUGAAAGGAAUCCCUUUCGUUUUAUCAGUGACAUAACAAAAGGUUCAGAAAAGGUGAAAAUAUCAUUAAUAGAUGAAACUGGCAGUGAAGACUUGCCAAAGUUUAAUUACAUACCAUGUAAUAUAACUUAUCAAAGUGCUAAUGUAAAUAUUUCUUUGGCUCGGAUUUCGGAUGAGGGUUGCUGUUCUGAUUGUUCAGGCAACUGUCUUUCCUCACCAUUGCCUUGUGCAUGUGCUCAGGAAACUGGUGGAGAGUUUGCUUACACUCCUCAUGGUUUGUUGAAAGAAGAAUUUUUAACAGCUUGUGUAUCUAUGAAGAAUGAACCUCAAGACCAUCAUUAUGUGUACUGUCAAGAGUGCCCUUUGGAGAAGUCCAAGAAUGAGUACAUGCCCGAACGAUGCAAGGGCCAUAUGGUUAGAAAAUUUAUAAAGGAAUGUUGGAGAAAAUGUGGAUGUGACAUGCAAUGUGGGAAUCGGAUAGUGCAACGGGGCAUAGCAUGCAAAUUGCAGGUGUUUUCAACUCGUGAAGGAAAAGGCUGGGGCCUUAGAACGUUAGAAGAUUUACCAAAAGGAACUUUUGUAUGUGAAUAUGUAGGAGAAAUAUUAACCAAUAUGGAGUUAUAUGAGAGGAUUAUGCAGGAUACUGGCAACGAGAGACAUACAUAUCCUGUAACUCUUGAUGCGGACUGGGGCUCAGAACAGGGGUUAAAGGACGAGGAGGCACUAUGUUUAGAUGCAACAAAGAAUGGAAAUGUCGGAAGGUUCAUCAAUCAUAGAUGCUAUGAUGCAAAUCUCAUAGACAUUCCUGUCGAAAUAGAGAGUCCUGAUCAUCAUUAUUAUCAUCUUGCCUUCUUCACCAACAGGACAGUGAGUGCAAAUGAGGAGUUGACAUGGGAUUAUGGUAUUGAUUUUGAUGAUCACGACCAUCCUAUUAAAGCAUUUCGGUGUUGUUGUGGAAGCGUCUUUUGCUGUGAUAAGAAACAAAAAGGAAAAGGAAAAAUAGAAAAUCAGAUUAAUGUAACAAGAGGGAUGUCUGAACUCAAACAAUUGGAGUAAAGUGAAGAACUCGAAGGUGGGAAACAAAUAAAUUCCUUGAGGGAUUCCUUGUUCUAUUUUCAUUAUGUGUCUAAACUGUUAUUUCACCUCCAUUUGGUUCACUUCAUAUAUUGAAGCAUCAUGUUCGUACAGAUUAUCACUUUUAAUUAGAUGAUUGUCUGGAAAUUUUUCUCUCCAAUGAUGUCUUCUAUGAAGCACUCUUUGAUCUGCUUGGUGCCUUGGCUUAAGAUGCCGUUGCCUGUCUACUACUAUUCAUCAUUUGGGGAAGGAAGUACAAUGCUGAAAAUGAAAACUAUGAAACUCAGGUGUCUAGAUGUACAGGUGGGAGUAGUUUAGACUUUUUAUGUUAUUUUUGUCUGCAAAUGUUUUAGGCAUUUGUUGUUAAUUGAUUUGUAAUUGUAACAUCCUACCCAAAGUGGGAAUAUAAAUAACUCAAUUUGAAUUUAAGUCAGAAUUUUAUUGUAGUCAAUUAGGAUUGAAUCAUCCUUUUAGUUAAGGAUAAUUUGAGAUAACAAUCCGAGGGAUCGUUCUAUAUGGAAAUUAUCUUAAAGUAUGCCUUCUUAGGCUAUUUGACAAA